AUGUCAUCCCAGCCGCUCAUCCCGCGGCUCCAGCCCGAAACGCCCGAUCUGCAGCGCUCAAAGCGCCUCCAACUGGUAUCUACCAUCCUCGUCGCGCUGCUCUUGGUUGGCGGGACGAUAUUCAUUGGGCUCGUAGGGGAGAAGGUCCCUACCGACCCAAAUGAGCUAGCAGACUACUGGCUAAAGACUUCGCCUGUCAUUGAUGGGCAUGUGGAUCUGCCUAUCUUGGUGAGAGAGGUGUAUGGGAACAAUGUGGACAAGGUGGAUUUGAACAAGAAUAUGCCCGGUCACUUUGACCUCCCCCGAGCUCGGAAAGGCCGGAUGGGCGGAUUCUUUUGGUCCAUCUUCGAAGACUGCAGGGAAGAAGCUGGUCCCGACUUCCUGAACGCAACCAACACCGUCAGAGAUACCCUCGAGCGGAUUGACGUCGCCCUGAACCUUAUCGACAAGUACCCCGACUUCACGCUUUGCCGGACCGCCGCGGACGUCAUGUGGGCUAUCAAGGAGGGCAAGAUUGCCAGUCUGCUCGGUAUGGAGGGAGCGCACAUGCUGGGCAACUCGCUCGCCGCGUUGCGUAUGUACCACCUCCUCGGCGUGCGGUACCUGACCCUCACACACGGCUGCAACAACGCAUUCGCCGAUUCCGGCGGGGUCUUUGCGGCCGUCAAGCCCAAGUGGGGCGGUCUGAGUCCGCUCGGGAAGGAGCUGGUCAAGGAGAUGAAUAGGCUCGGGGUCUUGGUGGAUCUCAGCCAUGUCAGCGACGAUACCGCGCUCCAGGCCUUGGAAAUCACGAGAGCACCAGUCAUCCUCUCCCACUCCGACUCGCGCCACUUCAACAACCUUAGCCGGAAUGUACCGGACCAGAUCCUCGAUAAGAUCGGGCAUGGGAAAGGCAAGACGGACGGUGUAGUCAUGGUCAACUUCUACCCGACCUUUGCGUCGCCGGACAAGAAGGCGAAUGUCUCGACUAUCGCGGAUCAGGUGGAGUACAUCGCUCAGCGCGUUGGACGGAAGUACGUGGGUAUCGGCUCAGACUAUGACGGGAUCGAAAAGACCCCGGAUGGACUGGAGGAUGUGUCCAAGUACCCCAACCUCUUCGCCGAGCUCAUCCGGCGGGGUUGGACACACAACGACCUCUCCCUCCUCGCGGGCGGAAACGUCCUGCGGGUGCUGAACGGCGCUGAGGCAGUCGCGGCCAAGAUGGCCUCGGAGGGCAAGAAGGCGAGUAUGGCGAUCUACAGCAAGCGGACGGAUCUGGACCCGAGGCCGUUCCCGCCGCAAUAG
Messenger RNA from Dioszegia hungarica, 1284 nucleotides. RefSeq names its product membrane dipeptidase-domain-containing protein. The coding region runs from base 1 to 1284 and encodes 427 amino acids. NCBI's taxonomy places the organism in Eukaryota, Fungi, Basidiomycota, Tremellomycetes, Tremellales, Bulleribasidiaceae. Gene Ontology annotation, biological process: proteolysis. The transcript is spliced from 10 exons. Gene Ontology annotation, molecular function: metallodipeptidase activity. The record is from RefSeq and is a predicted model, not a curated record.